UCCUUGCAGAUCUCUUUACACUCUUGCAUCUGGGUUCAUUCAUCUAUUUUAUCCCAUCGUGAGCUCAAUAACCAUCCUAGAAGACAUGCCUGCAAGCGUCAAGUCUCGCGGAGGAUGUGCGCGAUGUAAGGAGAAAAGAGUGAAAUGCGAUGAAAAAAGACCGUCGUGUCAACGCUGCACUCGUUUACAGCUCCCAUGUCCAGGUUAUCAACCGCGGUUCCGAUGGUCGACGAAGUAUGAGGUUCUCAGGAAGGAUCGGACCAGUCCACUGCGUAAUGUCCGUUCUUCGUCCAAGACCCGGCACACGCCUCCGGUAAAUUGCAAUUCGGAAGGACGGUCGGAAGCCACUGGUCCCUCUGGUGCCAUUGAUGGAGCUACAGACGGCCUGAUUGACAUGGGAUUACAUUGGGACAACUUCUCCCUCUUGGACGAGAUUGAUCUGACUGGGCUCAGCACUUUGUUCCCACCAGGUCCGAGCCUAGAAAGCUCAUUGCAUUCUUUGCAUGACCAUCAAUCUACGAGAUUUGAGAUUGGUAGCGGUAGACCAGAUCAUGGCCACCUCGCUGCAGAUGCCGACAUGCUGGUCGCCACUCUUAAGACACCUUCAACAAGUCCAGCUCUCCAGCUACAAGGUGAUAGCUUCUGGAGCCAACACUCACCAAUGAAACCGUUAGCCUCAAUCGAAACAUCGCUCGUGGAGUACUAUUUCCAACAUGUUGCCACUACGUACUCGUGUUUUGAUGGAAGCAUGAAUCCAUUUCGUACGACAGUUGGGCGGGUCUGGACGUCGUCUCAGAUCUUAACGUGGACGCUUCAGAGUAUGGCUGCGGCCUGUCUCGCUCGCGACUUUCCGCAUCUAAAGCCUCAGGGCAUGAAGGUACGACAGCAGGCGCUGAUGGCGAUUGAAGAAGAGGCAGCCGCCGGGAAGACCACUGAAAUGUCUCUUUUGUCGGUCAUUAUGCUGGGUCAAUCUGCUAGCUGGCAUCUGCAGGCGGACGUAGGUCUAUCCCAGUACCGUCUGGCCAAGAGGAUAAUGGCGAGUGGACAGCGUCGCAACAACAAAACCGAAAACACGAGGUUCCCUGGGAGGAACUCGAUGUUCUUUCAACAAUCCUUGCAUUACUGGGAGAUGCUACUUUCUUUUGUCACCGGCUUGGAUGGUCCCACUGAUUCUCCGAGAGACCCCCAUGGGUCGAGCUUGCCCUUACAAAUGAUUCCUCACCCUUGGGCAAUGGUUACAUCGGACCUGAUGGAACGCAUCCACGAGGUAGGCCGGCUGGUAUACAAGCACCGACGGAACACCCUUGGAUCAAAGUUCUGGCGACGAACGGAUCUCACUGCGCUGCAGGGUAUGAUCCAGGACGUUGGGCCAAUAGAGCUUUAUCUAUUGAACUACCAACUCCCCGCACAAGAGACCAUUGUUGAUCCGGGCGAUGAUCUGACUCCCGUUUCGCACUUUGUGUCGAUUUCUCAGGCAUACCGACUCGUCGCUCUGCUUCAGAUCUACCGAGUGUUCCCGGACAUUCUCGAAGAACGUCUCGCUUCAGAAACCAGAACACCUGCCUUUGCAGGAGUACCGAAGCCAUUACUGAACAGCGCUGAGCAAUGGAUACACACUCUAGCAAUGCACACCGUUGAUAUUCUCCGCAAGGUGCCAUUCGAAUCCCACACUCGCUCAAUACAGGCUUUUCUUCUUGUGGCCUUAUCGAGCGAGUUACGGUAUCCGAUGUCCCCUGACAACAUUGAGAAUGUCAACAGUGAGAUGCUGGAGGUCGCCGAAGCCCGGAAGUUCGUCCGCGGUAGAUUAGAAGCCUAUCGAUUUGUCUUUGCUCCGCAGCCGGCGCAGCGUAAACUGGAUAUUGUAAUGAAGGUGUGGGAACAACUGGACGGGGGACAGUCAGGCGUGUAUUGGAUGGAUGUGAUGAUUGAGAAUGGAUGGGAGGUUUUGUUUUGUUGAGGGAGCUUCAGGGUUAUCUAUUCAGCAACUCAUCUACUUGGUCUAAAUGCAUCCGAUCAACUCAUUUCCGCCCGAUCGAAAGAGGGGACCAAAUCACCGAAGGGGAUAGCACCAAUUUCUAAGGAUCCCAGAGAAUCCCCGCAUCGGAAGCAGACACCGAACCGGCCAAAAUGCGCGAGGCGAAACUGAUAGGCCGUUUUUUCCUAAUCGGGUAAAAGAUGCCUUAUCCGUACCUCCCU
This is a messenger RNA of Aspergillus steynii IBT 23096, 2196 nucleotides long. Its product is annotated as Zn(II)2Cys6 transcription factor. The transcript is spliced from 2 exons. NCBI's taxonomy places the organism in Eukaryota, Fungi, Ascomycota, Eurotiomycetes, Eurotiales, Aspergillaceae. Gene Ontology annotation, cellular component: nucleus. The coding region runs from base 86 to 1957 and encodes 623 amino acids. Gene Ontology annotation, molecular function: DNA-binding transcription factor activity, RNA polymerase II-specific; transcription cis-regulatory region binding; zinc ion binding. The record is from RefSeq and is a predicted model, not a curated record. Gene Ontology annotation, biological process: positive regulation of transcription by RNA polymerase II.